Ictalurus furcatus (blue catfish) is the source of this 4943-nucleotide messenger RNA. It is a transcript of the gene rest, whose product is annotated as RE1-silencing transcription factor. The coding region runs from base 242 to 3217 and encodes 991 amino acids. Gene Ontology annotation, biological process: regulation of gene expression. NCBI's taxonomy places the organism in Eukaryota, Metazoa, Chordata, Actinopteri, Siluriformes, Ictaluridae. The record is from RefSeq and is a predicted model, not a curated record. Gene Ontology annotation, cellular component: nucleus. The transcript is spliced from 4 exons.
UGGACACGCAGCGCUCUACUUAGUGCGUAUGAGCCCAUUGUUUCGUAGCCUAUCCAGUGUACCUAUCUAGGGAGUCUGCAGGCGUUUGGAAGUCCGCCACGCAGCGCUGUGUAGGAAUGCGUCGAGACUCGACUUCCCUGAACAAGUUUAGACGAAAAGUUAGUUUUGAGAGAGUAUAAAACUUAUCAGAAAUUCGUGAAAACCACGACGAACGUUGGACGAACGCCGAGGUUGAUUGAGCAUGGCUUCCCAGACAGCGUUUAAUCUCUGCACGGAUGACUUUGUGACCUCUGGAGACGCUUCACUGCCAGAGGAACCUGGUACAGAGCUUCCCAUGCCUCAACCUGUGAUGCUGGCCAACGUGGCCCUAAACACAGAGUCACCACCAGAGGAGGACAAGCAGAUGGCAGAACUGAUAAACGUCGGAUGCUGUGGCUACUCAGACAGCGAGGACGAGAACGUGGUCCACUACAGCUUCGAUGAUGCGGCCGAAAAUGUGGACGAAGGGACCGGGAUGGGAGAAAACUCAGUAGAAAAAGUCCUCGAAACUACUGAGACGAUGCCAACUGACCUUUCAAAGAAAUCUCCUGAAACAGAACCUUCCGCAAAGCCUAAACAAAGUUCUGUUGCUGCGCCAAUUGCAGCAACAGAACCUGCAAAGAAAAAGAAGAAGCCGUUCUACUGCAAGCCAUGCCACUUUCAAGCUGAGUGUGAAGAGGAAUUUGUCCAGCACAUCCGUGUCCACAGUGCUAAAAAACUGAUUGCAGAAAAGGCAGGAAGUGGAAAUUCAGAUGACGAAUCAAAUCAGGCACAGCAAAAAUCUGCAGAAAACUGUGUCAAGGGCGUGAUCCGCUGUGAGCGCUGCGGCUAUAACACUAACCGUUACGAUCACUAUGUCGCACACCUGAGGCACCACAAGAACGAAGGGGACGAGCAGAGAGUGUUCAGGUGUACCAUUUGCCCAUACUCCACUGUCAGCCAGUAUCACUGGAAGAAGCACCUGAGGAACCAUUUUCCCAGCAAGCUGUUCACAUGCAACCAGUGCAGCUACUUCUCUGACAGGAAGAAUAACUACAUCCAGCACAUUCGCACACACACUGGUGAGCGUCCUUUCCAAUGUGUUUACUGUGACUAUUCAAGCUCUCAGAAGACCCAUCUCACGCGGCACAUGAGAACACACUCUGGUGAGCGACCGUUCAAAUGUGACAGCUGCAGCUAUUUGGCAGCCAAUCAACACGAGGUGACGCGUCAUGCCAGGCAGGUGCAUAACGGACCCAAACCACUCAGCUGUCCUUACUGCCAGUACAAAACAGCCGAUCGCAGCAAUUUCAAAAAGCAUGUGGAGCUGCAUCUCAAUCCACGGCAGUUUCUUUGCCCCGUCUGCAAGUAUGCUGCAUCCAAGAAAUGCAACCUGCAGUAUCACAUCAAGUCCAGGCACCCAGGAUGCUCUGAUAUCUCCAUGGACGUGUCCAAGGUCAGGCUGAGGGUGAAGAAAGCAGAUGGGGAUGAUUCAAACGUAGGCCCCAUCAACCUCUCUAUUAAAAAGAGUGGAAAGACAAAUUUGGAUGGUGAGAGUGCCAAAAAACCCACAUCCGAACCCACGAAAGAAAAAACGUGUUUGAAGAGAGUGGAGAAAAGAGCUGCGCCAAGAAAUGAAGGAAACGAAACAAGCAGCAAGAAAGCGAGAAUUAAAGAAACUGUCCCCUGUGUUGAGAAACAAGAUGGAAAGAAAGACAAGGAGGUGAAAAAAGCAGAGAAGGUUGCAAAAUCUGCUGACAGAGUCACUAAAAGUCGCACUAAAAAAGAAGAAAAGGCUGCAAAGGAAAAGAAAGACAUACUCACCAAAAAUCAGGAUGGUUCUGAAGAGGAAAACAGAGCAGAUCUCGAGAAGAGGCAGCCGAAUCAAAGGAUUGAGAAAGAAACGAGAGCAAAGGAGCAGAAGCAAAGAGAGGAGGAGGAAAGACGAGAAAGAAAGAGGCAGGAGUAUGAAAGACUGGAGAGAGCAAAGAAAGAGAAAGAACAGAAGCACAGGGAGGAGGAGGAGAGGAGAGUAAAAGAGCAACAGGAGAAAGAAAGACUUGAGCAGGAAAUGAGGGAGAAGGAGCAGGAAGAAAGGAGAGAAAGAGAGAGGGUGGAGAAAGAAAUGAAGGAGAAAAGUGAGGAGGAGGAACGGAGAAAGAGGGAGAGGCUGGAGAAAGAAAUGAGAGCAAAAGAGCUGAAGCAGCAGGAGGAGGAAGAGGAAAGAAGAAAAAGCGAGAGAGUGGAGAGAGAAUUGAGGGAGAAGGAGCUGAAGCAAAAGCAGGAGGAGGAAUGGAGAGAAAGAGAGAGGCUGGAGAAGGAAAGCAAACUCCAGAAAAAUGAUGUACAGAAAAGAGAGGUGGAAAAUGUUAAAGGUUCCAAAAAGGCACUAACCAGGAAAGCAACCAAGAAACAGGCAGGAGCAGUGAAUUGUGAUGUUCUGGAGAAGCCUCCGAAUCGUGAGGAAGCCAAGCCGAAAAUGGUGAAAUGCAAAAAAGCAGAGAGUGCUCCCUCUCCUCAGGCAGAUAAGACCAAACGCAGGAAGGUGAAGAUUGCAAACAGUCAACACACAAGCAUAAGCACAUCUGAAGAGGUGAAGAGGUCAAAGGGCAAUGGAAGGCAAAGCAGAAAGACAAGCAAGGCGGCGGUAGGUGUUGAGGCAGCAAAAGCUCUGGAACAUUCCUCCGAACCUAAAAAAGUGCAGUCCAGCCCAGUAAAAGUUCAAAUCUCAACAGAGAAAGUGUCUUGCACUUCUGAAGAGCUGAGCAUAACCAAAAAUCCAUCAGAGGAGCCGUCUUUAGAAGAUGAAAUCACAAGCGUGAAGACCACCACUGAAGGAAAGGGCACUGUGGAAGCACAGACAUCUUCAGAUAUUGAUAGUGGGACAGAUAGUCCAACACUGGACCUGUCCAAACCACCGUGUAGCAAAUCUCAGGAUGGUGAAGACGAUGAGGGCAUCCACAGCCAUGACAGCGUUAGUGACAUCAGCGACUGUGCCUCGGAGGUAAGUUACGACUCCGGGCUCAACGGGAAGCUUCCGGAAACACCGACUGAAGAGCUUCCGUCGCCCACACAGUUGCUCAGCCACACGUGCGUGUUCUGUGACCGCACUUUCCCGCUGGAGAUGGACUACAGGCGGCAUCUCAAUCGCCACCUGGUUAACGUCUAUUACCUGGACACUGCAACACCGGGGAAAUAGUAGACUUCAUUUUCAGUCAUCUUGGUCAUUUAAAAGUGUCCAGUAGCAACCAUAAUUCAAGGCAGCUGGAUUUCGACUAUCAUUUAAAGCCUGACUUGCCUCUAGACAUCUUGACUUAAAGCCUCAGCAUUCUUUAUACAGAGAUGACAGUUGGAAGAUUUAGCAGACGGUGCAUUUAGGAGGCAUUCUUUCACCAAUUAAUCAUCAUUUUGUCAUUUACCUCUCCCUGUGAGCUUUUUCUGGGCAUAUCUAAAUGUAAAUCAGCUGUGCUGUGAAUAUGGUUGGUAAUUUCUGUCUGAUUAGCAUUUAUCAACAUGUGCACCUGAGUACGAAGAAAAUCAGCGUUAACAAAACUGGUCAGUCUCCCUGGAAUUUUUUGUUCAGUUUGGCGUACAAAAAUAUUUGCACACAAAGUUUUUUAUUUUUUAUUUUAUUUUAUUUUUUUUUUUUAAAGAUGGCCUUUAUUUAAGGGUGGGUGUCUUGUAUGGUUGCUUAUUGUGGACAAAUUUGAAGAAAGAAAAAAAAAAAACGGUUUAACUGUGUAUCCCUCUCAGAAGGUAAUCACAUAAUUCCAUUUAUAAGACAAAAGUUCUGUGAAAGUUUUCAGAACUGUUACACAAAAUCAUCAUAAUAUGUGAUCUCAGCACAUGCCUGAUAAUUAUCUUAUUAUGUAAUCCUAUGGGAAUUAAUCAUGUGUAGAAACAAGCAAAUGUUACUUUGUAGAUUGAUUUUUCCUUCCAUACUUUUAUCUUUGAGCACUCGAGUGGAGAGAGACUGAAUAUUUUGUUCAUUUUCAGCUUCAUAAUUCAGUCCAAAGAUUGUUUAAGACUGUUUGACGGUCUCUUGCUCCUGUUCCUUAAAGGAAGAGUUUGGCCAAAAAUGAAAUGCACACAUUGUUCCCCUUGAACUAUAUACUGUAAGCUUCUCUUACUGGUUAGCAGCGUUAAAUUUGUAGCUUGAGUGCAAAGCUAAACCAGCAAACUACAUAUGGGGGUAGGGAGAAAACUGUUGAGCUUUACACUGUAUGUGUAACUCCAGAUGCUUCUGACAAUCUUUUUUUUUUCCCUUUGGUCAUUUUGUACUUUUUGUUGUUAUUGUGACUUUCUCUUUCCUGCUUUGUCUGCUAAUUUUCAUCAAAAUGAAUUCUGAUUCUAACCUUGUGCCAUUGAUCUGAUGUGUGUGAACUAGAACCAUGCUCAAUUUUCAUGGCCACCUAACUUGUCUGUGCUGUUUAAAAACAAAAUACAAGUAGAUUUUUUUAUGAAGUGCAAUAAUGUAUAUUGGAUAUACCAAAGUGGAAAAACUCCCCUGACCCACAACUAACUCUCUUUUGUAAAGAAUAAAAGUUAGAUUAGAAUUGCUAUUACUGUAAAUGUUUCUUGGAGAUUUUACUUACAUAUGGAUUUGCAUAUUCUUUUACAGAUGUAAUCCAGAGUGCUUUAUAGUUCAUAAUAUGUGCAGAUACUAACAAUGGAUCUGUUUAAAUGUUUUGUGGAAGAAAUAGGCUCCUUAGAAACUGUUGUGAUUCUGUGUACUUGUAUGUAAGAACCAAUAUAUCAUUAAAAAUAUUGAACUCUUAAAUGUGAAUGUCUCUUGGCAAAAAAGGUACAAAUAAACAUUAAAGGUAAACAGCUGGCAUAAAAACAUUUUAACAUCUAGUCAUCUAACCAGUUGGUGUUAUAAAAGGCAAAAUGCUUUCAAAUGUUCCUAAUGAUACAGGUGCAUU